Messenger RNA from Lutra lutra (Eurasian river otter), 5604 nucleotides. RefSeq names its product pentatricopeptide repeat domain 1 (gene PTCD1). The record is from RefSeq and is a predicted model, not a curated record. Lineage: Eukaryota; Metazoa; Chordata; Mammalia; Carnivora; Mustelidae. Gene Ontology annotation, molecular function: protein binding; tRNA binding. Gene Ontology annotation, biological process: tRNA 3'-end processing. Gene Ontology annotation, cellular component: mitochondrial matrix.
GAGUGCGCCUGCGUGAAGUCGGCGGAGGCUCGCGCCUACCAGAAGGUCUUUGGGAAGGAGAGUCUGGUCCGCCGCGCGGCCCUGGAGGAGAAAGCCAGAGAUGGACCUUGGGAAGCUGGCCCGGCUCUUCUCUGAACUCCGCCCUGUAGGACUGUCUGCCUUCCAGCACCUUAACCCUCUCAGAGCCACAUGCACAGGAGGCAGGGAGGGGCCUGCAUGGCUGAGGGCUGCGGGGCUGACUCGACCCUGCAGCAGCUCCCUCUCGCAGCUGCCCCUUGGCCAGGGGAACGGGAAGAACACAAGCAGCCUCAGCUCUGACCUGAGCCAGCCUGACCCUGUGGCCUCUCAGGAGGAAGAGGAAGAGAGCUUUGGGACCCUCUCCAACAAGUACUCCUCGAGAAAAAUGUUCCAAAAAUCAACAGCCCAGUUGUAUAACCUACGGCUCAGGGAACAGAGUGCUAAAGACGAGGAAACGGAGCUGGAGCCAGAGAUAUGGCGGAGCCGGAGAAACACGCCUUACUGGUACUUCUUCCAGUGCAAACGCCUGAUCAGAGAAGGGAAGCUGGCCGAGGCCCUGGACCUGUUUGAGCGGCAGAUGCUGAAGGAGGAGCGACUCCAGCCCCUCGAGUGCAACUACACGGUGCUGAUUGGGGGCUGCGGGCGGGCCGGAUACCUGAAGAAGGCCUUCCGGCUCUACAAUGAUAUGAAAAAGCGGGACCUGGAGCCCUCAGAUGCCACCUAUACAGCCCUGUUCAACGUCUGCGCCGAGUCCCCCUGGAAGGACUCUGCUCUGCAGAGCGCCCUGAAGCUCCGGCAGCAGCUGCAGGCCCGAAACUUCCAGCUCAACUUGAAAACGUACCAUGCGCUGCUGAAGAUGGCUGCCAUGUGCGCAGACCUCAGGAUGUGCCUUGAUGUGUUCAAGGAGAUCGUCCAGAAAGGACAUGCAGUCACAGAGGAGACCUUCAGUUACCUGCUCAUGGGCUGCAUCCAGGACAAGAAGACAGGUUUCCGAUAUGCCCUGCAGGUAUGGAGGCAGAUGCUGAGUCUGGGGCUCCAGCCGAGUCAGCACGGCUACAACCUACUCCUGGGGGCAGCUCGAGACUGCGGCUUGGGGGACCCGGAGGUGGCCUCAGCGCUGCUCCUGAGGCCCACGGAGGAGACGGUCAUGCUCCAGCCCCUGGCACGUGGGUUUCGGGCAAGGAGGAGAGCCCGGGCCCGGGUGAACGAUGGUGUGUCAGUCAGGCUGCAUGUGGAGGCCUUGGGAGGCAGCUGUUUCUGGAAUCUUCUCAGUGUGCUUGAGAACCUGCCAGAGCCUCUCGAAGCCAGAGCCCCCAGCAAGGCCCAGCCUGAGGUGGAAAUGAACACAGAGUCCGACCACAAGGUGGCCCUCAUUUCCUUGGCCCCAGAACCUUCUCCCUGCGGGCUGGAGGCUAACCUCCUGACCUUGGGACCAGUGUCCCCAGCCGUGGUCUCCUUCGGGACUGUGACCACCCCAGCUGACAGGCUGGCCUUGAUGGGGGGCCUAGAGGGCUUCUUGGGCAAGAUGGAAGAGCAUGGGCUCCGACCCAACAUCAAAACCCUCACGCUGCUGGCUGAGGUGGUGGCACCUGGGAGUCCCUCAGAGUCCUCAUUGCUGACCGUCCUGGACACGUACCAGGUGGAAGCCGACGUGACGUUCUUCAACACUCUGAUGAGGAAGAAGAGCAAGUCUGGUGAUCUGGAGGGGGCAAAGGCACUGCUGCCACUCCUGGCAAAGAGGGGCAUUGUCCCCAACCUGCAGACCUUCUGCAACCUGGCCAUCGGGUGCCACAGGCCAAGGGAUGGUCUGCAGCUGCUUGCAGACAUGAAGAAGUCCCAGAUGACCCCCAACGCCCACAUCUACAGCACUCUCAUCAACGCAGCCCUCAAGAAACUGGACUACACCUAUCUCAUUGACAUCUUGAAGGACAUGAGGCAGAACAGGGUCCCUGUGAAUGAGGUGGUCAUCCGCCAGCUGGAGUUUGCCGCCCAGUACCCGCCCUCCUUUGAUCGGUACAAAGGGAAAAACACCUACUUGGAGAAGAUUGAUGGCUUCCGAGCUUAUUAUAAGCAGUGGCUGAAAGUGAUGCCGGCAGAGGAAACCCCCCACCCGUGGCAGAAGUUCCGGACCAAGCACCAGGGGGACCAAGACCCCAUCACAGAAGCCGAUGUGGACGGAGGCCAUGGAGGCAGGUGAUGGGAGAUGCUGGGCCUCCAUCAGAGCUGGGGCGAAGGGUGUGUUGUUUACAGAGCCCCGUGGGAGCCCCAGGAGCCUCUCCACAUCAGGCCUGUGCAUGUACUCGUGUGGCCUCAAGCCUGAGGAAGGGUCUAGCGUGGAGGAGCGCGGCAGCGUUUUGCAGGCAUUGGUAUGAGGACACACGCUGGGCCCAGGGUGCCUGACAAGUUCAUGGCAGGUCCGAGAGCGGCCUGGCCCACCUUAACAGACCAUCUCCGGUCACCCUCAUCUGGGAGGUGGCUGUCCCUGCAGUGAUGAGGAACGUGAACUUGCUCACAGUUACACAGCAUCUAAAAGGUAGAGUCAGGAUGGAGGCCCGAGGGGACCAGUUUCUAGGGCCUGGCGCUCGCGCAGUGGGGUCCACAGACUGCUGGCUCUUGGACAGAAUAAAUGCUGGACGCAGAUGUUUAAAAAUUUUAUUUCUACAAAUCACAGCUGAGAAACACCAAAGCCUUUACACGUAGAGACCGUGCUCCAACUCACGCCAGGAGCACUGCUCUGCGAGAAGAGCUGCUCUUAGGAAAGGGGGUGACGCGACAGGCAGAAACCCACGAAGUCCAAAAGUUCAGGGUGAAGAGGGGUCAGGGCCUGAGGGCCUCAGCCGGAGCAGCCCCGGCAGCCGCAGUGCGUGCACUCGAUGAUCCGGCCCUGAAAGAGAGGACAGCUGAGAUGCUACACUCCUGCCAUGGGCCACCCCCCCACCUCCACCCCCAACAAGGUGGCAACCAGACAUUCACUGUCUACAGGACACUCCUCACAAAGUCUUCUGUGACAGAUGCCGACACUGAAGCUACACCUCUGUGCAUUUAAUUUAUGCAGUCACUGUACGUACCGGCCCCCAGAAGGGAAAAAAGUCUGUGAAUGUGAAGUGAGCAUGAGCUACCCUGCAGUGAGCUGGAAGUGGGUCCGCUACUGCUCACGGGGCUCAGGGCCUCUGGGCUGGGGAAUGUUCUAGUAGAGGCACAGGGGCAGAGGAUGUGCACUGGAAUCUGAAUGGCAGAAGAGUCUUGUCCACUGGGCCGGGCGUGCCCGGGUGUCCGGCUGAGGGCCUGCCCACAGAAGGGCCUAGAGCAGUGGUUUAUGUGUAUUUUCCUUUGUUCUAUUUUUUUUUGGAGGAGCAAGACCCUUAACUAAAUGCACGAGAUCAGAUGGUGACAAAAACAGGCUCUACUGUGGCCACAGGGCGGGGGCAACAGCCCCCAUCAAAUGCCGCUGCAGAAUCCCGGGGUGAGGGGGUGUGGUGGCUUCCGCCACUCUACCACCUCUCCCUGCCCCCACCUGAAAACCAGCACCCAGAUUCUUCAGGGGAGAAUCUGAUGUCCUUGGGCCCUCAUUUGAUGUGCACUCCUCCCUGACUUCACAGACGAUUCAGGGAGACAGAGCUGCCUGCUGAGGUAAAGCCCUUGGCCCAGAGCUCUACAAACUAGAACUGGUCUGCAAGGGACUGGUGAUGAGGCACCCGGGAGGUGGGCAGCCCCGCCUGACAGCCCGGCUUGGCCCACCACGGUCAGCCAAGGGGCUGCCCUCAAAGGCCACCACAGCCAAUGUCCUAGGAACUGCCUCCCUCCCCCUGCACUUGGACUUCAGAAAGGCUGACGCUGUCAGCUCAGUGGCUGCAUACGCAGCACCAUUCGUGAGCUGCGCAGUCACGUUUUAGAACAAAGUUCUGACAGAAGAAAUACGAUGUAAUACCUCUGAGGAGAAGGCCUGGAGAAAAGCGUGCCUGGGGAGAGCAUGCGAGGGGAAGGGCAGGAGUGCCUGCUGACCGGCCUGAGCUCCCCCGACUCAGCCCUCCCCACCACUUUGGGGGCAGGUGUCCUAACCCCCAAUUCCUGUGUGAGGACGGAAUCCAGUAACUUGCCCAAGGGUGCAAUGGAGUUGGCCCCCAGACCUAACACAUGGCAGCUGCGACACUGCCUGGCACGGACCACACAGGAGAGGGACUCACUCCCCGGGGCAUGGCCAGCAGGACAGCCAGCAAAAUCGUGUUCAGUCCCCUGCCGCCAACUAGGGCAAACUUCAGAACUGAAAAAGUGACCUCAAACUUGAUCAUCAGCCAUUACAGGGGUAGAGACGUUACCACUUCUAGCUUGCUUUUGGGGACCCGGCAAAUGCAGUUUGUUCCAAAAUUGGUGUCCCGGGUCUGAAUGCAGCGCAGGCAGCAUAAGUUCUCAUAGCCCUGCUUUUUCCAUUUUGCUAUCAGAUUUUUGUCUGCAUAGCCUUCUUUAAUGCAGUAUUCGUAGAGUUCUGUCAAGAAGAAGGGAAAGGGCGUCAGACCGUGCUCUCACAAAGCUGCCCCAGCCCAUCACUACUCUUCACUAAAAAGACUGUUUAGCCAACGCUGACCCCUCCCCACAUUUUUACCAAUAAGAAAACUGACAAUUGCUGAGGUUGCAAGAACAGGAACCAUUAAGUAAAUGUGAAAGCUACUCAAGCUGGUGAGCCAAGAGAAUUGAGUUCAUUACCUCUGCUUAUGGCUUUCCUCUUGUAAAAGAGGUCAAAAAUAUACCGCGUUUUUUGGUGAUGGAUCCUGAAGAUAGGCCACAGAGAUUCCACUUUCCUCUUUCCCUCGUGAGGUUCUGUUUCAGCUGCGGAGAAAAAGGUGUGUGUUUGUUUUCUUGUGGCAGGCAGUGGUCACUGCGCAGAAUACAGGUUUUUUUUGUUUUUGUUUUCUUGUAAGUAGGGAUAAAGUAUCAAUCCUACUUCAUACCCUCUAGCUUGGCUAUCAUCAAAAAGACAGUCACAAGGGUUGAGGAUGCGGGAAAAUUGGACCACAGGCUGCUGGUGGAAAUGUAACAUGGUACAGCCUCUCUGGGGGACAGUCUGGCUCUUCCUCAGGAAGUUAAUGUUACCAUAUGCCCUAGCGGAUCUCCUGCUGGGUAUACAGCCCAGAGAACUGAAAACACACGUGCCCACAAAAACCCUCCUAUGAAUGGGCAAACAGCAGUAUUCACAACAGCCUGAAAGCAGAAACAAUCCCGGUGUCCAUCAGCUGACAGAAUGGAUAAACAAAACCCCCCACAGCACGGAGCAUCAUCCAGCCAGAAAAAGAAACGACCCCCUACAACACGGAUGCACCUUGAGAACAUGAUGCCCAGUGAAGGAAACUAGUCCCCAAAGCCCACAUGCUAAGUGACGGCCGACAGGGAUAGAAAGUGGAUGAGUAGUUGCCUCAGUCUGGGAGAGCUGGCGGGAUGCGGGAAGGGGUUGACUACCAAAGGGUGCAGGGUUUCUUCAGGAGGUAAGAAAACACUGAACACCCCUAACACCGUAAGGGCACAUUUUACAGAACAGGGCUUCUAUUUCAAUAGAGCUGUGACUUGAAAAAAGCUAAAGCAAGCCACGUGAUU